Molecule: messenger RNA, 1770 nt
Organism: Periconia digitata
Lineage: Eukaryota; Fungi; Ascomycota; Dothideomycetes; Pleosporales; Periconiaceae
Source: the annotation of a GenBank genome assembly
AUGUUGAACACUGCCCCUCAACAACUAAUCACCCAAGAUGCGGAGACCGAGCGACACACCCACACUGCAAGCCCUGCUGAUGCCGAAAUCGCAUCGCCACUCAAAGCUCAAGACAAUACCCUGGAUUAUGGAGUACAGGAAAAAGGACAGCAACAAGCUGCGGCCGACGACCCUCAACCGCCGGCCGACCCCAAGCUCAUCAAUGGCUGCUCCAGGGGCAAGAUCGCCAUGAUUAUGCUGGCGCUGUGUCUGGCCGUCUUCCUCGGCGCUCUGGACAUUACAAUUGUAACCACAGCGUUGCCCACGAUUAGCGCCGAGUUCCAAUCGAGCGCUGUCUACACGUGGAUUGGGUCUGCUUUCCUGUUGGCUAAUGCCGCAUCUAUCCCGUCUUGGGGCAAGAUAUCAGACAUCUUUGGCCAGAAGCCCAUGCUGCUGCUUGCCAACGUCAUUUUCAUGGUCGGCUCCGUGAUUGGUGGCCGCGCUGUUCAAGGCCUCGGCGCAGGUGGUCUGACAAUUCUUGUUAAGAUUGUCAUUGGUGACAUCUUCCCUUUGAACAUUCGCAGUGUUUUUUACGGCGUUAUUGGCGGUGUGUGGGCCGUAGCCGCUGCAACCGGCCCGGCGGUCGGUGGCGCAUUGACUGAGAAAGUCUUGUGGCGAUGGUGCUUCUACAUCAACCUCCCCCUUGACGGUAUUGCUGUCCUUAUCAUCUUCUUCUUUCUCGACAUCAAGACCCCGCGCACGCCGCUUCUCGCAGGGCUUAAGGCUGUUGACUGGGUUGGCUUGUCUUUGAUAGUUGCCGGCACGCUCUUGUUCCUUUUCGGUCUUCAGAUUGGCGGCACUCAAGCGCCAUGGGGCUCGGCCAAGGUCGUUUGCAUGCUUACUUUUGGCUUACUUGCCUGGGCGCUGUGCAUCUUUUGGGAAGUGCGCUACGCUAAGUUCCCUGUCAUGCCUAUGACCUUGUUCAGAAAAGUCACCAACGCCGCCACGCUUUUUUGCGUUUUCGUCCAAGGCGUGGUCUUCAUCUCCUCCGACUACUAUCUCCCCCUCUAUUUUCAGACCAUACGCGGGUGGACUCCCCUCCAAUCAGGUCUCUUGGUCCUGCCUACUGCAAUAACGCUAUCUAUUGGAAGUCUGUCGACUGGUUGGUUAGUCGCAAGGACGGGUUGGUACUUGCCGCCUAUCUGCUUCGGUCUCUUCUUGAUGACCCUUGGAUACGGACUGUUCAUCGACUUCGACGCUUACAGCAGCUGGCCAAAAAUCAUUCUCUUCCAGGUUGUGGCAGGUUUAGGCGUUGGUCCCCUCUUCCAAGCCCCCAUCAUUGCGCUCCACGCUCACACCAAACCGCGGGACGUAGCCACUGCUACUUCAACCCUCGGGUUCAUUCGCCAGAUUGCCCAGUGCAUCUCUGUGACUAUAGGGCAGGUUGCAUAUCAAAACGAAAUGGCCAAAAAAGAAGCCACACUCGUCGCCUCUGGUAUUCCACCUCCUAUGGCAAGUGUACUAACCUCCGGAGGAUCAGGCGCCGAUGCCCAGAUCAUUGGCAGCCUCCCCCCAGACCAACGAUCAGCCGUCCGCGUCGCUCUCGCAAAGUCUCUAGAACCAAUGUGGCUCAUGUAUACUUGUUUUGCCGCCUCAGGCCUGGUUGCUUCGCUUUUCAUCCGACGAAAAAUCUUGGCCCACGAACACGUGGAGACCAAGACGGGUUUGGAAGCCGAGCAUGAGAACGCCGAGGCUCGGCGUCGUGAGCGUGAAGGGAAAAAGAAGACUUGA